GGCCGCGCGCAGGCGCUCACGGGGGCGCGCACAUGGCCGCGCACGGGGCCGCGCCGCGGCCGGGGCUGGGCGAGGUGCGGGAUGCGGAGCGGCGGCUGCGGGGCCGCGUCCAUCGCACGCCGCUGCUCACCUGCGCCGGGCUGGACCGCAUGGCCGGCAGGAGGCUGCUCUUCAAGUGCGAGCUCUUGCAGAGGACCGGAUCCUUCAAGAUCCGCGGUGCCCUGAACGCGGUGCGGAGCCUCGUCGAGGACAGCGAGCGCACGGGCCGGGCGCGGCCCCGCGCUGUGGUCACACACAGCAGCGGCAACCACGGGCAGGCACUGGCCUGUGCUGCUCAGGCAGAAGGGAUUCCUGCCUACAUCGUGGUGCCCCGAACAGCCCCGCAGUGUAAGCAAGAUGCCAUUCGUGCCUACGGUGCCACACUGGUGCCGUGUGACCCCAGUGACAAGUCCAGAGCAGAGACAGCAUCCAAGGUUGUCCAGGAGACAGGAGGAGUCCUGGUGCACCCCAACCAGGAGCCGGCGGUGAUCGCAGGGCAAGGCACCAUCGCCCUGGAAGUGCUGGAGCAGGCACCCCAGGUCAAUGCAGUGGUGGUUCCUGUUGGAGGUGGAGGAAUGGUUGCAGGAAUAGCAGUCGCCAUCAAGGCUUUGAGGCCAGAUGUGAAGGUGUUUGCUGCCGAGCCAAGCAAUGUGGAUGACUGUUACCAGUCCAAGGUGCGAGGGGAGCUGACCCCCAACCUCCACCCACGGGACACCAUCGCAGACGCAGUAAAAACCAGCAUAGGUCCCAACACGUGGCCCAUCAUCAGGGACUUGGUUGAUGAUGUCCUGACAGUCUCAGAGGAAGAAAUCAAGCGAGCCACGUGGCUAGUGUGGGAAAGGAUGAAGCUGCUGAUUGAGCCAACUGCAGGCGUGGGACUGGCGGCCGUGCUCUCGGAGCAGUUCCAGGCAGUCCCCCGGGACGUGCAGAACGUUUGCAUCGUGCUUUGUGGGGGAAAUGUGGACCUGAGAUCCCUGACCUGGCUCACAGACCUCUCUGGGAAAGCUGAAUGAGGAUGGAGUGGUGUUUCAAGAAAUGAAAACCUAACUCUGAA
Molecule: messenger RNA, 1093 nt
Organism: Prinia subflava (tawny-flanked prinia)
Lineage: Eukaryota; Metazoa; Chordata; Aves; Passeriformes; Cisticolidae
Gene: SRR
Product: serine racemase
Exons: 7
Coding region: 33-1052 (339 amino acids)
Biological process (GO): D-serine biosynthetic process
Molecular function (GO): serine racemase activity; pyridoxal phosphate binding; L-serine ammonia-lyase activity
Source: RefSeq, a predicted model, not a curated record